AACGUGACCUUAACGUAUGACGAUACGAGUUACCAUCUCGCUCACGAUACCGCCAAACCACAAGUAGGAAAGGCUGAUCUUGAAACAUUAUGCUCGUCAAAGUGUCUCUGCUCCUCGCUACUGUUCAUAUCCUGGAUUGCUGCUUAUUCGGUCCAGACCCUCCAGGAGUUACGAGAGCUUACGCUGUCAUUUACCGAGCGGUACCUGGUGGUGAUCCUGUUGCACCCAUCGGUUCCGUUCAUUUCAUGCAAUAUGGAUGCACCGUCAUAAUAGCUGGCACCAUAUAUGGCUUGUCGCCAGGACCCCAUGGUUUUCAUGUGCACGAAGUGGGAAAUCUAGGAAAUGGAUGUUUAGCUGCUGGUCCACACUUUAAUCCUACUAAUGCAACUCAUGGUGCUCGACAAGAUGAAAUUCGGCAUGUUGGAGAUCUUGGAAAUGUUGUUGCACAGAACAGUGGCGUUGCAGCUUUUUGGCUGCGUGACUCCGUGAUUACUCUAACUGGUCCAAACAGCAUUGUGGGAAGAUCACUUGUGAUUCACGAAGGCGAAGACGAUUUGGGUCGCGGUUCGCAUCCAGACAGCAAAGCAACCGGCAACGCUGGCGGACGCUUCGGUUGCGGAAUUAUCGUUGCCAAAUGAUAAUCUGAGUU
This is a messenger RNA of Cylicocyclus nassatus, 649 nucleotides long. The record is from the annotation of a GenBank genome assembly. Lineage: Eukaryota; Metazoa; Nematoda; Chromadorea; Rhabditida; Strongylidae.